GGCACCUGUUGCAAAAGGAAACCAGAGGUGAGGCUUCCGCUAAGACACAGAAUGCUCAGGUUUCAUGUCUUACUCCCUUUGCUCCCAAUGGGUGUCAGUUGUAAGGAGUGAGCGGGCUCUGUGCCAUGUUGCCACUACACAAAGCUUGACACUGUUCAUAAAUAAUUUCACAGGGAUAGAUAGAUAGAUAGAUUAUUAUUAUUUAUAGAUAGAUAGAUAGAUAGAUAGAUAGAUAGAUAGAUAGAUAGAUAGAUAGAUAGAUAGAUAGAUAGAUAGAUAGAUAGAUAGAUAGAUAGAUAGGAACACGCUUUCUUUCUCUGGGAGUGUUUGUGCAUGUACAUCUAAAUGGCUAUGAGGCCUAAUUUCCUACAAGACCACAGAUAGAUUGGUUGUUAUACACUUAAGAAAUGCCCUUCAACGGCAUUGGUAAAUAGAACAUCUAUGAAACAUACAUUUUACAACAAACACAUACAUACACAUCUGCGUGAGUGUGCCCUAAAACAGACCAGUAUUCCAGUCUUUUGUUUUUCCAGCGUAUGAGAGAACCAAAUUCUUUCUCCCUUUUCGCCUACCUCUCUCCUUCAAGGAUGAUUUCUCCCUCCUUCCCUCCCUCCGCUCCCCUCCCCUCCUGCGCUGCUGCAUUUUCCCCAGUUGUUUAGCGGCGUGAUACGGAGCCCUGCAAAGCUGACGGAAACGACUUCUUUUAAGGAUUGAAUUCAGACUUUAGAGGACACGGAACUGCGUCAAAAACCCUUCAAUUACCUGAACAGGGAAUAAAGCGCCGACGCUCCGAAUCCACGUAUCACCGAUGCUGCUCUGUGUCUCCGGAGAAAGCCGCAUUCAUUACAUCUUCGGUUUUGGGUUGCUAAAUGGUUUUCUGGGGGAGGAUUUCUAACCAACGAGAUGCUGCUUAUUUUUCUGCUGGCAGCCUUUUUUUCCUGUUUCUCCGACACCCUCUCCUCCUCCCUCUCCUCCCCUUCCGUGACAGACGGAUUCCCAACGGCAGACCCAUCGGCCUCGUACUUAAUGGCUGAAACCUGCAGUGCCUGUUCCUGCAUGUCAGUGGAAAAUGUGCUUUAUGUCAACUGUGAGAAGAUCACUGUGUAUAGACCGACACAGCUCAUUCCACCGUCGUCGUUCCUGUACCACCUUAACUUCCAGAAUAACUUCUAUAUUGUACUCUACCCCAACUCCUUCCUGAACUUCACUCACGCUGUAUCACUGCAGCUGGGAAACAAUAAGCUGCAAAGCAUUGAAGGUGGAGCAUUUCAGGGGAUGUCGGCAUUGAAACAGCUGCAUCUAAACAAUAACGAACUGAAGGUUCUUCGUGCAGACACUUUUCAAGGAAUUGAAAACUUGGAAUACCUUCAGGCUGAUUAUAACCUGAUUAAAUAUAUUGAAAAGGGAACAUUUAACAAACUGCACAAAUUGAAAGUGCUGAUUUUGAAUGAUAAUCUUGUACAGGCACUGCCUGACAAUAUAUUUCGCUUUGUCUCACUCACACAUCUUGAUAUAAGAGGAAACCGGAUUCAGAAGCUUCCCUAUUUAGGAGUUCUGGAGCAUAUCGGGCGCAUUGUAGAGCUACAGCUGGAUGAUAACCCAUGGAACUGUACCUGUGAUUUAGCGCCGCUCAAGUCAUGGCUUGAAAACAUGCCCUAUAACAUAUUUAUUGGUGAGGCCAUAUGUGAAACACCGAGUGAUUUGUACGGGAGGCUGCUUAAAGAAACCAGCAAACAGGAACUUUGUCCUAUGGGAACAGGUAGCGACUUUGAUGUGAAAAUGCCACCAGCAGAUAAUGGACAGUCACCUUCGAUCACAUCACCAACCAGUGUGGCUCCUUUUGCCACAAAAGCACCAAAAAUGACAGACUCGUCUAAGAUUUAUGGGAAUGGUAUCAUUGCAGGGUUGCCCCCUUACGGAAGAAACAGUCAGAUUGUGUCCUUUCAGACAAGGAUCCCUCCCUUGUGUCCACAGCCUUGCAGUUGCAAAGCCCAUCCCUCGGACUUUGGCAUAAGUGUCAGCUGUCAAGAGAGAAAUAUUAAAAGUCUUGCUGAACUUAUUCCAAAACCACAGAAUGCUAAGAAACUUCACCUCAGUGGGAAUUACAUCCAUGACAUAAGCUUGACUGAUUUUCAGGGUUUUGAAGGCUUAGAUUUGCUGCAUCUAGGAAGUAAUCAAAUAGUAACAGUCCAAAAAGGUGUGUUUACUAAUUUUACUAACCUAAGAAGAUUGUAUUUGAAUGGAAACCAGCUUGAGCAGUUACACCCCGAGAUGUUUUUGGGUCUCACAAACCUACAGUAUCUCUAUUUAGAAUAUAAUGCUAUAAAAGAAAUCCUAGCAGGUUCAUUUGACCCCAUGCCAAAUCUGCAGUUGCUGUAUCUGAACAAUAACGUUUUAAGGAGUUUACCUGCCUAUGUGUUUGCAGGUGUGCCUUUAGCCAGACUUAAUUUAAAAAACAAUCACUUCAUGACGCUGCCAGUAAGUGGUGUAUUAGAUCAGCUGCAGUCACUGUCCCAGAUAGACCUAGAGGGCAACCCAUGGGAGUGCUCAUGUGAUCUUGUUGCCCUCAAACUCUGGCUAGAGAAGUUAAAUGAUGGACUAGCUGCCAAAGAGGUGAAGUGUGCCUCUCCAGUGCAGUUCUCCAACAUUGAGCUACGCCACUUGAAAAACGAGAUCUUAUGUCCUAAACUUAUUGCAAGGCCACCAUUAAUUCACACCAGGGCCACCCCUGUAAUGACUUCAGUGUCAUCUGCAGGAGUUGGCAAAGCUCCACCAGGAGGACCUGUGCCUCUUUCGAUUAUGAUCCUUAGCAUCCUUGUAGUGCUAAUCCUUACUGUGUUCGUGGCCUUCUGCCUUUUAGUCUUUGUUCUGAGGCGGAACAAAAAGCCGGUGGGCAGACAGGAAGGGCUUGGAAAUCGGGAGUGCAGCAAUAUGUCAUUGCAACUUCGCCGUCACAGCCAUAAAUCUGGCAAGAAAGGUGCCAUCCCAGGAGAUGACUUGGGAGGUGAGACAUUCAUCCCUCAGACCAUAGAGAAUUUUGGCAAAAGUCACACCUGUGGGAUUGGACGUUCCUCAGACAUGGAUGCUGGGUUCAAGUUCGCUGAUUCUCAGAGACAAAAGAUUAUCUUCCGCAACAGCAGUGAAACGGAAAAAGAACCACUUGCCACCCUGGAGCAAAACAAACGUCUCAGCACCAUUGAUGAACUUGAGGAAUUCCUCCCCAACAGAGAGUCUAGCAUGUUCAUUCAGAACUUCUUAGACAGCAAAAGGGAAUUCAACAGUAUAGGUAUGCGCGGUUAUGAAAUCCGCUACCCAGAAAAAACACUGGAUAAAAAGAUGAAAAAAUCAUCACUGAUAGGCGGAAACCAUAGUAAAAUUGUAGUGGAACAUAGAAAAAGUGAGUACUACGAGCUUAAAGCCAAGCUCCAAGGAACACCUGAUUACUUGCAGGUGCUUGAGGAGCAGACUGCACUCAGUAAAAUAUAGUUUCUUAUAUUUAAUUUACUGCAUUCAAUACAAAAAAGUCGCACCCACAAGCAGGCAUUUAAGCCCAUAUACUCUUCUUGAAGCUGUCCUUCACGUCUCCUCCUUCCCCUUCUGUGUAUCAGCACACAUACACAUUAAAAAAAGUGCCUUUUGGAAAAACAUUAAUGACCAAUGCAAAAUGAGCCCACACUACCAAGCUAUUACUAGAAUAGCCAGGAUGUUGUCCAAAGUAAAAGACUGGAUUAUUCAUGCCACUGAAAAUCAAAAUCAAAAUACAUCACAUACAAAUGACAUAACACACUGAAAGCAACCAUUAUUUUUACUUACCUUUCUAUGGCCUUUGGUUUAUUUUUUUCAUAGAGUCAUUUUUCCAAACUGAAUCAAAUGGUGGUGGAAUACAAUGCUCGACAAUAUACCUCGCCAAAUUCAACUUUCAUUGUAUAAAGAAGAAGGAAAAUGUGUCAAAGCUAUUUUCUUUCGUGAAAUUGCAGAAUCAUUACUCUUGGGAAAAGAGAAGACUCAAUGAACCAGUGGAUACAACUUUUGCUUGUUCAGUUUGCAUGGGUACAUGUCGGUUUUGGAGAUGCUCUCUUGAUUCAGCUGCAGGAUCUCUGGAUUAUUCAACCAGAAGCAGGACAUCUGCUUUUGCUGGGUGACUAAAUGGCUUUUUGUUACAAUUCAUUGGAAUUGGAGGCACCGUAGAACUCUUGAGUUGAUCUUGGGACUUUUUUCUUUGUGUAAAAAGCCAUGUCAUAUUAGAUGUAUUCUGAAUGAAGUUGUAUUUCUGUUCAAAAAUUGCUACUUACAAUUAAUGUAUGUUUUGGGUUAAGUUUUACUGCACAAACACUGUCACAGGACAUUGUUUAUGAAAAAUCACAAACUCAAAAUGAAAAGAAAAAAAAAAAAAAAAA
Molecule: messenger RNA, 4397 nt
Organism: Cynoglossus semilaevis (tongue sole)
Lineage: Eukaryota; Metazoa; Chordata; Actinopteri; Pleuronectiformes; Cynoglossidae
Gene: slitrk4
Product: SLIT and NTRK-like family, member 4
Exons: 3
Coding region: 904-3486 (860 amino acids)
Biological process (GO): axonogenesis; positive regulation of synapse assembly
Cellular component (GO): glutamatergic synapse
Molecular function (GO): protein binding
Source: RefSeq, a predicted model, not a curated record